This is a messenger RNA of Geodia barretti, 219 nucleotides long. The record is from the annotation of a GenBank genome assembly. NCBI's taxonomy places the organism in Eukaryota, Metazoa, Porifera, Demospongiae, Tetractinellida, Geodiidae.
CCCAUCAAAGGUCUCUCGGCUGAAGAAACGCACUUUCACCGGCGGCCGCUGGUGAGCAGGGGCGGGAAUUACGUCUCGUCCGCUCUUCUCUGCAUGUGGGACAAUAUCCACGGGCCCAAGAUACUCAGCAUAUGGAGCAGAGACGAAAAAUCAACCUCACCCCUAGUGACGGGGAAGCACAUGGCGGCGCCGUCUCCCCUCCCCAAACCACCGACCCUG